AUGCCAAAAGAACAAUAUAUGUGCCAGUUAUGUGCUAAUCAUGGUAUUUUUAAUCAACCUAAAAAAGGACAUAAGCAAAAAUGUUCUUUCAGAAAUUGUUUAUGUAAUUCAUGUGGUUUAAAUACUAAGAGAAGAGCAUUAGAUCAAAUUGAAAGAAAACUUCGUGUUAAAGAAUCACUUUCACCUCCUAUUUUGGAGAAGCAAACACCAAUUAUGCCAAUAACUAUUCCAUAUAUUAAAAAUCAGUUUAAAAAAUCUUCAGAUGUUACAACAAAUGCUAUUUCUAAUACAUCUCAAUCUAAUUUUGUAUCAUUACAAUCAACUAAUACACCAUCAAUGAUAAAUUUACCAGUUUCUUUACCUCCAACAAUACCAAUAUUUUCACAAGUUACUAUGAAAUCAAAUUUAUCUUUAUCUAAACAACAAUUAGAUGAAAAAAAAAAUGAUAAUCAAAAUAACAACUUAAUAAAAAGUAACCAACAAUUAUGUAUAUUGACAAAAAAAAAUGGUAUAGAAAAAAUUGAUAAAGGAAAACGAUCUAUUUUUCAUUCUGUAGAGAUGUUAGCAAAAGAAGAAACAUAA
This is a messenger RNA of Strongyloides ratti, 582 nucleotides long. Its product is annotated as DM DNA-binding domain-containing protein. Bases 1 to 582 code for a protein of 193 amino acids. Gene Ontology annotation, molecular function: RNA polymerase II cis-regulatory region sequence-specific DNA binding; DNA-binding transcription factor activity, RNA polymerase II-specific. Gene Ontology annotation, biological process: regulation of transcription by RNA polymerase II; sex differentiation. The transcript has 3 exons. The record is from RefSeq and is a predicted model, not a curated record. Gene Ontology annotation, cellular component: nucleus. Lineage: Eukaryota; Metazoa; Nematoda; Chromadorea; Rhabditida; Strongyloididae.